Messenger RNA from Rhineura floridana, 497 nucleotides. It is a transcript of the gene RPLP2, whose product is annotated as ribosomal protein lateral stalk subunit P2. Gene Ontology annotation, biological process: cytoplasmic translational elongation. The transcript is spliced from 5 exons. Gene Ontology annotation, molecular function: structural constituent of ribosome. The record is from RefSeq and is a predicted model, not a curated record. NCBI's taxonomy places the organism in Eukaryota, Metazoa, Chordata, Lepidosauria, Squamata, Rhineuridae. Gene Ontology annotation, cellular component: cytosolic large ribosomal subunit; ribosome. The coding region runs from base 113 to 457 and encodes 114 amino acids.
CGCUUGUUGGAGAGUACAGGGAAGAACCCCGCAUUGUAGGCUCCUCCCUUUCCUUUUUGCUAUCGCCGUCGUAGAGAGCGCACGUCCCCUUUGCCCCACGAACAUUUUAAAAAUGCGCUACGUUGCAGCUUACCUUCUUGCUGUCCUUGGGGGCAAUGAGUCCCCAAGCUCAAAAGACUUAAAGAAAAUCCUUGACAGUGUAGGCAUUGAGACGGACGAUGAACGUGUGAAUAAGGUCAUUAGUGAGCUGAAUGGAAAAAACAUUGAAGAUGUCAUUGCCCAAGGUAACAGCAAGCUUGCCAGCAUGCCAGUUGGCGGGACUGUAGCAGUCUCUGCUGGAGUUUCCACUGCUCCUGCUGCAGGUGCUGCACCAGCUGCUGCUGAGGAGAAGAAAGAAGAAAAGAAAGAAGAGUCUGAAGAAUCUGAUGAUGAUAUGGGAUUUGGGCUGUUUGAUUAAACUUAAGGGCUAAUCUGUAAUAAACCUUUGUUAAAACAUG